CGCCGGCGCCGCUCCUCCGGCGGUUCGGAGCUCGAGGACCUCGACCUGGCCAUGUUCGAGACGGACGAGGCGGCGGAGCGGGCCGCGCGGACGGCGAUGGAGACAGGAGCGCGCACCGCCACCCAUCGGAGGGAGAAGGAGAAGCUGAGCGUACUGAAGAGGCUCGUCAAGAAGUCUAAGUCGCUGCACGCGCUGGUGCGUCCGGGAGAGGCAGCUAGGCAGGCGGGCGCAGGGUCCUGCGAAGGCGAACUCAGCGAGGACAAACAGGCCGAACAUCCCACUGGGCAACAGGACGGAACGUCAGAUCGGCCGGUGCGACUGGGCCACCUGGGCAGCCAGCGGGUGCACGACGACGGUGUGCCGCUGGUCAACUGGCAGCCGUUCUUCUGCGUGCUGCUGCAGGACGAGCAGUCGCUCACGGCCUACCGCAGCGAGGAGAUGGCGAUAUUUCCCGUGACACCCACUCGGCCGAGGACGAGGAAGCUCGGCGACUCGCUGUUCCUGGACCUGCCGCGCGUCCGACUGGACGGCGGCAGCAAGGCGUUCCGCAAGCAGUGGGGCUACGACAUGGCGCCGCCGCCCACCCUGCUGGAGGAGGAGGAGGACGAGGACGAGCUGGACGAGGACGACAUCAGCGAGACUCAGUCGUUGCGAGAGGACUUCUUCAGCCGACAGUCAGCACUAGGCCCUUCGGCUGCACCACGAGCUCACGAGAGGCUCAGGCCCAGCCGGUCCUUUGGUGAUGCGCGCUCGCCGACCUUCUGUGACCCCGACCCGGCCUGUGGUGACUUCAGGAGUGUACGGCCCGCCAGCGACAACUCGACGCAGAAAGAUUCGUCGUACGAGAAGGCGGUGGGUCUGGACCGCGACUCGGCACCGGGCACGCCCGUGCUGGGCCACCGCUCUACGCCGGAGCCGGGUGCCUCGCGAUUCACGAACUUCUUCUCGAAGCGCUCCCUCAAAAACAACCCGCUGAAGCGGACCAAGUCGGUGACGAAGCUGGAACGGAGCCGCAGCCGCAUCGACGCCGACGGCUUCGCCACGAACUUCUUCUCGAAGCGCUCCCUCAAAAACAACCCGCUGAAGCGGACCAAGUCGGUGACGAAGCUGGAACGGAGCCGCAGCCGCAUCGACGCCGACGGCACGUCCGUGGCGGGAAGGGCGGACGACGAGAGCGGCAGGCGGCAGGCGCGGCGACAUGACGGCUCGCCCUCUUCGUCGGCCCUCCGACGUGUCAACACUGUCCACCCGAAGGACUCGAUGCGCCGGAUGAAGCUGAUCCUUGACGCGGAGUCGCCGAAGCGGUCGAUGAACGUGGUGGUGCGCCUCGGCACGCCCACCGACGCCCGCCCGGAGCGGCCGCCGGAGCUCGGCGACUCGCUGUUCCUGGACCUGCCGCGCGUCCGACUGGACGGCGGCAGCAAGGCGUUCCGCAAGCAGUGGGGCUACGACAUGGCGCCGCCGCCCACCCUGCUGGAGGAGGAGGAGGACGAGGACGAGCUGGACGAGGACGACAUCAGCGAGACUCAGUCGUUGCGAGAGGACUUCUUCAGCCGACAGUCAGCACUAGGGGCCUACCUCGAUCGUAACGAGGUGUCCUGCUCAGGGGCCCACCUCGAUCGUGACGAGGUGUCCUGCUCAGGGGCCUACCUCGAUCGUGACGAGGUGUCACGCUCAGGGGCCGCCUCGACGGAGGAGCCGGCCGAGCAGUCGUCUGGCGAGCUGGAGCACAACGUCAAGGGCUCGCAGAUCUCCAUCUCGCAGCUCUCGAACGUGGCCUCCAGCGGCUACCAGAGCUUCGCCUACAGCCAGAGCUCGAGUCCCGUCGACCCGCUGGUUCGCGCGCGCCGCCCCAAGGCCGGCCGGCGAACUGCGACUGACGCGCUGGCCACCAGGCGGCAGCAGCAGCACGACAGUGACAGCGAGAGCAGCGACCAGGCUCGUCCGGGCCGCGAGCCACGCUUGAAGAGCAAGGCGCGCCGCAGCCGGCUUGUCGAAAAGUCGUUCGAGGAGUACGAGGACGAGAUCCAGCAGCUGCACCAGCAGAUGGAGCAGCUGCACAGUCGCCUGAACGAGGCCUCGCGCAAGUCGGCGGUGGCUCACAUCUGCCCGCCGACCCCCGGACAAGUCUCGGAGAUCCUCAACAGGCUAUCGCUGGUGGAGGACGAGCUGCGUCAGGAGCAGAGCCAGCUGACCAGCGUGCUGACCCAGAAGGAGCGGCUGAUCGAGGCGCAGCACAUGCGUAUCCAGGAGCUGAACGCCGCCAACAAUCAGCUGCAUAGCGCGCUGGCCUCGCUGCAGGACAGGUCGGGGCCGCUCUGCCCGGCGCGGUCCGCGGCGCUCGUGACCAGCGCCGCCGCCGUCUCCGACACCUCCGACUACAAGAGCAGUUCGUGUUAGGUGACGCAGGAGGCGCCCGGUGCCGCCCCCACGCGGCCGUGUUCCCCGUUAGACCAAAGAUGUGGCGAUGCAACCCCGCGCACGGCGGCCGGCUCGCACAGUAUUAUCGCUAGCGUUGUUUUGCCGACGGCUUUUUGCGGCGGUAGCUGCCGUCAAUUAACCUUGUGGAAUCGUUAGUGUAGGCGCCAGCGCUUUUUCGUGGCAACGGAGCAUCGAUGUUUACCGUCAUUUUGUACGGCCGCUGCUGGCGCGUGGCGACACGCCCGCGUGUGUUCUGCUCCACUGCACAGAGGCGAGCACCAGCGACGGCCGGGCGCCCCGAGGAGUCCGUCGAAGUGGGCUUGCGACUGGUGCUGUUUACAACAUGGUGUAUUUAUUAAGACUGGUCUCGUGCGUAACUUUUCAGUCAUGCAUUUGUCGCUCGCGAGAACUAGGUUGCGCCGAAGUAGGACAGUUGUGUUGUGUGCGUGCAUCGUCACAGUAGGCUAGCGUGUUCCAGAGGCUGAAGUAAUAAAGCCGUGUAUUCAG
Messenger RNA from Pollicipes pollicipes, 2928 nucleotides. RefSeq lists its product as uncharacterized. The record is from RefSeq and is a predicted model, not a curated record. The coding region runs from base 52 to 2400 and encodes 782 amino acids. The transcript is spliced from 18 exons. NCBI's taxonomy places the organism in Eukaryota, Metazoa, Arthropoda, Thecostraca, Pollicipedomorpha, Pollicipedidae.